Molecule: messenger RNA, 1031 nt
Organism: Didymodactylos carnosus
Lineage: Eukaryota; Metazoa; Rotifera; Eurotatoria; Philodinida; Philodinidae
Source: the annotation of a GenBank genome assembly
GUUCCAAUAGAUUGGGUGACCAAUAUUAUUGGUUCCAAUAGAUUGGGUGACCAAUAUUAUUGGUUCCAAUAGAUUGGGUGACCAAUAUUAUUGGGACCCAAUAUAUUGUAUUGGUGCAUGCCUAGGACAACAAGCACUGUUAGUCACACUACAACAAAUGUCACGUGAUCCUGGAUUGACAUUAAAGGAGCGUGAAAGUGUAACUGAACUUUUUAAUGGAGUGUUAGAUGAUUCAUUUUUAUAUCUUCUACAUUUUCAUUACGAUCUACACGAAUGUGUAUCAGGUGAACUUGUAAAACUUAUGCAAAAAGAUGAAAUAUCAUAUGCAAUGUUGACAGAAAAGAUUAAUGAAAAAAAACAAAUUCUGAACGAGUGGAUAUCACCAUUACCUUUACUACAGCAGCAAGAAGAAAUGAAAGUAUCAUCACCUCAACAACAAAUUUAUUCGUGGGGACCAUCAUUAGCCGAAUAUAUCAAACUCACUGAAGAUAAUUCGUUUGGUGCAUUCACUCUGGACACAUCAAAUCGCCAGAAUCUCGAAAAACAAUGUUGCUUGCAUGUUAAAAGAUUUAUAGAAGAAUUAGAACAUCGUUUUCCACCUUCCUAUCUACAUCAGAGCUUUGCUACUCUCUUUGAUCCUGUUUAUUUGUUUAAAAAUCAACAACAAUUACAUGUGCCAAACUAUGGCCGAUCAGAAUUAGAUUACCUAAGAAAAAAAUAUGAACAGCUAGACGAUUUCAAUAUCAAUAGCAUCAAGAAUGAAUGGGAAUCACUUAAGCCAUUAUUAUUACGCUUUAUGGAUAUUGAUGGUAACAAACAUUUGAAGAAGGUAUUUUGGAAGUCAUUUGUCGAAUUACAACGGACAAUAAAUAGCACAUUUGAUCUAGAUUAUAAAAAUAUUCUAUUAUUGUUAAACGUGUAUCUAAUCUCUCCGACAAAUUCAGCUGAAUGUGAACGCGGUUACAGUGCAUCAAAUCGAAUACAAACGGAUGGUCGUUCAAGAAUAAUGAUAGAUACAUUAGAUUGUUUAU